Molecule: messenger RNA, 1482 nt
Organism: Chenopodium quinoa (quinoa)
Lineage: Eukaryota; Viridiplantae; Streptophyta; Magnoliopsida; Caryophyllales; Amaranthaceae
Product: zinc finger BED domain-containing protein RICESLEEPER 3-like
Exons: 5
Coding region: 342-1319 (325 amino acids)
Molecular function (GO): DNA binding
Source: RefSeq, a predicted model, not a curated record
UCUAACCCAAUAACCCACUUACCCAAUACCCACCCUCAUUCAGUCAUUCACAAAACAAAAACCCUAGCCUCUCACUGCCUCACUCUCUCCUCUCACAGACUCACAGUCUCACAGCUCACUGCGCUGAAUCUCUUCCUCAAGCCUCAAACCCCUCUCUUCGAUCCUUCUUCUUCAACCUCGUGGUCCUCGUCUGCAAUCAAAUCUCUUCGAUCCUUCUUCUUCAACCUCGAUCUUGCAAGGCUGCAACUCAUUCAAUUUAGACUAAUUUCAGACUCAUUGGGGGAAGUUGGAGCAAUUUCUAUUGAGAAUUGUUAAAUAACCCAGGGGAGAAUUUGUCUGAGAUGUCAAAUAACGCUAGUGUUCCCACUUCCGCUAGUAAUACUCCAAUUGCAAUAGAUGAUGAUGAAAGUCCUCUAGAGACUAAUUCCGAUCCUUCUCUCCUACCAAUUACUAGUAGGCAUACUUCGGCAGUGUGGUCUGAUUUUAAGAGAAAGAGAGUUGGGGAUGUGAUAAAAGCUGAGUGCAACCAUUGCUCCAAGCUACUUGCUGGUGGGUCAAAAGCAGGAACUACUCAUUUGAAAGAUCAUAUAAAAAUAUGUCCAAAGAGAGUAUGUCAAGAUCUUCGACAAACAAGAAUGUUUGGUACAAAAAAAAACUUGAAUGAUAAGAAUGACACGAUGACAUUGGCUCCUUACGAAUUCCACCAAGAAGAUGGAAGAAGAGACUUGGCAGAGAUGAUUAUUUUGCAUGAGUAUCCAAUUAGCAUGGUUGAGCAUAUUGGUUUUAGAAAAUAUAGCAACACACUCCAACCUGGAUUUAAAGUGCCGUCUCGCAACACAACUAGAAAAGAUAUUAUGAAAAGAUAUGAGCUUGAGAAGGAGAAUGUUGCAACCUUGUUGAGGAAAGCAAAGGGUAAGAUUGCCUUAACUACUGACAUGUGGACAGCUGACAACCAGAGAAAAGGUUAUAUGGCGGUCACCUCACAUUUUAUUGAUAAUACAUGGAAGUUGCAAAGUCGGAUCAUAAGGUUUUUAUAUGUCCCCGCCCCUCAUACUGCUGAGGUUCUUGCUGAUGCUUUGAAAGAAAGCAUUCAAUCAUGGAAUCUUGAUCUUAGGUUGUCUUCUAUAACCGUGGAUAAUUGUUCAACUAAUGAUGCAAUGAUGGAAAUUUUGAAAGGAGUGUUUCCAUAUGGCUCACUUUUAUUGCGAGAUUGUGGAGAAUUUAAGGAUGAUGAAUAUGCUAAAUUAGUGGGAGAAUUAGAGGAAGGAUUUGAAACAUGUGAUAUCGAUUCUGGAACAAGUGGACUUUGCACCGAAUAAUUCAAGGCCUAAUGAAUUUCUUGUUAUGUAUUUGAAUAUUUGUAGACUUGUAGUUAUUUUUAAUAUUUGGACUUUGGACAAUUUGGAGUUAUUUUUUUUUUUUUUAAAAUGGUUAUUUUUAAAAUGGUUGAUCUUGCAGUGGUUUUUGUUGGAUUUGAGUUAA